This is a messenger RNA of Drosophila grimshawi, 16403 nucleotides long. RefSeq names its product protein purity of essence (gene poe). Gene Ontology annotation, molecular function: protein binding; zinc ion binding. The transcript is spliced from 15 exons. The record is from RefSeq and is a predicted model, not a curated record. NCBI's taxonomy places the organism in Eukaryota, Metazoa, Arthropoda, Insecta, Diptera, Drosophilidae. The coding region runs from base 78 to 16226 and encodes 5382 amino acids.
CAAGCGGACCGUUGACAGUCGAAAAGCAAUCGAAGUUGAAGAAGCAGACAAGAAAAAGGGACGUCAGAGUUAAAAAAAUGUCGGCGCACAGCGGAGGUACGGAUUGGAACUCGGUUGUAAAACCACUUUUAUCCAAUCGUACAAGUGCUUUAAACAAAAAUGAAAUAUCAAAUUUACUAAAAGCGAUUACCAGAUGUGAACAUGAAUUUUUUGAUGAUGAAAGCAAUUAUACACAAUUUUAUACUGCAUUUGCGGCUCUGGCUGCCGAUAAGCUCAUGCAAAUCAAGUCAAUCUGUCAGACGCAAAUUUCACAAUUGCACGAUGCGAGUGCGGUGCUCAUACGGUUUAUACUAUUCCGUUUGCCGAAAGUCUCAGUGUAUGACAUCAAAUGGCUGCUGGUCGCACUCAAAAUGUUGUGCGAGGGUCGCGAGAGUGUCGCCAAUGGUACGGGUUGCACCCAAUUCGAUUACAAUACCGUUGCAGCGGUGCUGAAGAGCGCCAAGCAUCCCGAAUCGAGCAGUAAGAGCCUGAGUAGCAGCAGCAGCAGUGCCGGCAGCAGUGGCGUCGGCACCGACAAAGACUCGCCCAAAUCGGAGAUAAAACGUUCGCGUUCCGAUCUAUCAACGGUCAUAUUGCAACAGUUACUGGCUCCCCUAGAGCCAGGCAAAAUGACAUGGGUGCCAUUGAGCGAGGAGAUUAGUGAUUGCACCGAGCAACUGCUUGCGGCCAAUGUGGAGUACUUUCAGGAGCAGAACGGCGUCGAUACGCUGCUCGAUGUGGGCGUUGGUUUGCCCAUACUGAAUCGUUAUCGCUCCAAAUAUCUGGAGACAAUUGUGGGUGGCAAGGCGUUGUAUUUGCCACUCACUCAAGUAGAGGCUAGCACUGUUAAAUCGGCAAUGGCACACAUGUUAACCGAUUUGUCCAUUUUGGGGCAGGCACAUUCACUGAUUGCCCUGCAACCCUUGACACCGAGUCGCAUCGAGAAGCUAUCGAUGUGCGGCAUUUCGGCACUAUACAAUGCGGUGCUGACUUCCAUAGCGGCCAGUGUGCUGAGCAUGUGCCAGGUCAGCAGUGGCUCGCAGAAGCAGCAACAACAGCAGCCGUCAGGUGUGGCAUCAACUAGUCAGGGCACAGGCAGCAUCACCGGCGGCAACAGUAAUGUGCCAGCAAGCAGCAAAGAUCAUGAUGAUUUCGAGGAGCAAGCGUGCACUAUUGUGAAUAAGGCGUUGGAGAUCUAUACGAGCAUUGGGGAUAUGUUUAAGGCCUCUGCACGUAUGCAUGUCUAUCAGAAUCAUUUGUGCUACGGCUCUUGGCUGCUCAUCAGUGGCAUACAGGGUGCCAUGGGUGCCUCUGGCAGCAGUGCAGCAACUGCUAAGCCAACGUCAACUGCAACAACAACAUCGACGACGAAUGCAAAUGAGGCAACAGCCGCCCCCAGCACACCCAUAGCGCGUGUUAAUCUCUUCAAGGUACAACAGGGCUUCGGGGAGUUGAAUGCAGCAAUUGCUAAUCACAGCAUUAAGCUGCUGUCGGAGCUCAUCGAUGAUCUAAAAAUUGAAACAGCCUGCAACAACAGCUGCACAAGUGGCAAUAAUAAUUGCCUGGACGUCGAACCGGCUCAAUUUGAUAUACUGGAGAAUUAUAGUGCAUUGCAGCGGAUUGUUCGUGUCCUGAAUACGGCGACACUGCAUCAAUUGUUCACGUUCCUGGCAACUGUGGCCUAUCGCAAGGCGUGCACUCUGAAACGUGCCAAUACCAAAGAUCGCACCGAAUGCGAACCGAUUAGUUACUCGGAUUCGACAACCUAUUUCAAUGAUUCACUCUCCUGCUCCGACAAUUCCGAGGAGGAUGACAGUGAAAGCUAUUUGGGUCACUGGUUCAAGGAGACCCUCUCCCCCGAAACGCACGAUGAUAAUGCCAACACAUGCACCCAGGAGCGCAAUGGCGAUCAGAAAUCGGCACUUGUCCCGAAACUGGAUGAACCGCAUGAAUAUUUGGACUUGGCAGCGGAUAUAUUUUGUUUCCUCGAUCAAUUCUUGGCCAAUCGUCAUGCGUAUAUGCAGCGCUAUGUGAAAGCGGGUGUCAGUGAUCAGCAGAUGCUGCUCAUGGCCAACAUAAUUAAGGAUUUUGAUCGUGACGUGAUGCGCCAGGAAGGUGGCAACGCCGGCUCCGCCUCUAGUGGUGGCUCCGGUGAUUGCAGCUGCUCCAAUUGGCAAUCGGCAAUGAUACGUUUCUCCGGUGCUGCUGGUCGUUAUAUACACAACUUGAUCUCGACAUCGUUGCUCUCGGAACAGCUACAAUCGAAUCUGUUGCAGCAUUUGUCAAUCUCCCCCUGGUCAACCGAUACGAACAGUUGGCCGCUGCAGGUUUACCCGAGCACAUUGUCGGUGCUCGUCCAAAUACUGUUGCUGAAGCCCACCCAGGAAAAGGAGGCUGCCUGCCUGUCCGUUUGGCAUCGUCUCAUCAAUACGCUCGUCGAGGGCGUCUGCUCAUCAUCGACUGCCAGCGACGCGGACUUUGAGGAUCUAAACAUUGAGCAUGCCCAAUUGCUGCUGUUCCUCUUCCACUCGUUGAAUCUGAUGCAAAAAAAAUCGAUACUGCUGUUGACGGCUGGCGGUGUCAUUCGCUGUGCCGAUGUCUGUCGCGGCAUCAGUGCUGAUCGCACUGUCCGCAACAGCCAAAUGAUGCUGCUAUCGCGUCUCCUUCUCUUCCUGGAGUAUCUAAUGAAGCAUUUGUAUAAUGCACCGCCCGAGCUGCUCGAUCAGGUGCGCUGGAAUCUGUUCAGUGUCAGCAGCAUGCCCGAUACGCAAAAGAUCACAGAUCUAUUGAACAGUCGCACCAAACUCGGCUGCUUCUGUCGCCAGGACAUUGAGCUUAAGUUUCGCAAUUCCCCAGUCGGUGACUUGAACUCGAGCAUUCGACCCACUUUCUAUUCGCUGGUCACUGCGGAUCCGAUGAAGCCGCAAUGGGCUCAGGAUUUCAAAUUGGAUGGUUUGGCAUGGAAUUUCAUAUUGUGCACGCCGGACAAGCUCAAGUAUCCGUUGCUAGUGGAUGCACUCAUCGAUAUAUUGGCCAUUACGGAUAUGUCGGCUCUGUGCCGCGACAAGGACAAUCUGCACAAUUUAUGCGCCAUGCAAUAUUGUUUUAGCAUUACGUGGAAGCUGUUGCUUGGGUUGCCGCCAUCCACAUCACAUGUGGAGUCCUUGAAAGUGGAUCGUGCACCCAAUCUGCACUCUUUGCUGUGGAGCAUUCGCUGUCCAUUGGCCAGCUCGCAUUACCUGGUUGUUAAUAGUCUCAUCAAGCAGGGCAUGUACACCCAAUACGCGGAGACGCUCUGGGCUCAGGUCGGCGAUCGUACGGCCGAUGUGCGCUACAGUCUCAAGCAGACAAUGCUGGGCGUCGAGGCGUUCAACAAGCAACUGAACAAAGCUUCACCAAAUCCACGUCUGUCCGAUCUAAUCCUAUUCGAUGCGCUGGUUGCUCACAUGCAGGCCGUGGCCUGGGCCGAUAAGGAGGGCUACAAGCUGCUGCGUAAGGAGAGCGACACAGACAGCAUCACUUCCGAGAGUCGGGAGCGUGAGAACUCCAGUGCAGCCACAGAUCCCGAGGUGUAUUCCUCCAGCGAAUCGAUUGAUGAUCAGCAAACCAAACAAUCGGAGGACAGCACAUUGACGCCGGGGGAGUUGCUCGAGCGCACACAGCUUAGCAAUGAGCUGCUGAUCAAACUCAUGGACUCAUACAGCCUCAUCUCGAAUAUUGUGCGCGCCCAGAUGCUGAAGCAGUUGUCCAGUUCGACGCCGGAACAGGCGCUCAACCUGAUUGUGCCUGUGGUGAGCGAUAAGCCGGCAAUUAUGGUUGAGUUGCAUGCAGCUUUCCUCAAACUGCUGCCCAACGAGGAUAAGCAGCUGAUUGCGAACGAGUGGCCCAAAUGUCUGCUGGUCAACGAUGAUGCCUUCAACGGGAAACAACAUCCCGUCGAGCCGUACACGCUGAGCGUCAUCGAUGCCCACAUCACCGAAUUGACCAAAUCAACGACCUAUUCAACGCUGCACACGCUGAAGCAUUGCCUGAAAUCCAUAUUAAAUCUGCUGGAACUAUUGCUGCCGUUCUGCACAUCCAUAUCGGAUGUGGAGUUACAGCUGAAGCCGCUGCUUAUCGCCUCCAUGAUGGACAUGCGCACCGAUUAUCUGCAGAGCCAGAGUGAGCAGUGCCUCCGUGAAAUACUCCACGGCUUGACGAACGAGGCCCACAAGCAGCUGCUCUUUGAGCACAUGAUUGAGCAUUGUUAUCACAUGCUGAUUGAUUUUGCCGGAGAGUUAAAACAAACCACAACAACAACAACAUCAACUGGCAUUGCUACUGUUGCUGUUGCACCCGAUCAGGAGCAACGUGCUCUCUUCAAUGAAUCCAUGCUGUUUGCUGUGCUCAAGACAAUGAUUAAAAUGUUGGAUGUGCCAACAGCUGUGCAGGCGAUGCGACAAUUCUUCAAGGAGCAACGUGCGGGCAGCUUAACAACGUUGUUGCUUUCGUUUACGGGGACAACGCUGCCGCUGAGCUAUGCCCGCAAAAUGUUGCAAUUUGUGGAGCGUCUGUUCGAGCAAUCUGCCCAGCCCGAUGCACAGUUUCAGCAUGAGGAGCUGGUCGAUUGUUUUUCGGAGCUGGCCAUCGUGGAUGUGGCACGUUUAAAACUUUGGCUGGCGCACAUUAUCUACGGUCCGAAUGUGGUUGCCACAAAUAAUAGUAGCUGUGAAGCUUCGUGCAAACUGCUCACCAGCAUUAUGCAGCCGUCGAGCAGCUCCAGCAGUAAUGCACAGACACCAACGAACAUGGCCACUGUCUCUGCUAUGCCGAGUAUAUCGGAUCAAUUAGAUGCCAUGGAUAUUGAUUAUGAUUGUGCGGGCGCUGGUGCUGGCAAUGCCAAUGCAACGAAUGCAGCCGCCAAAUGUUUGAGUCUGUGGCAGGGCAACAAUCAGGCCAACAAUCAAUCGGAGGAUUCUUCGCAGGCCUGCGAUCAGCCCAGCGCCAGUUCGCAUCCACGCAAUGGCGCCUUGCUGCUCAGCUUUGUCAAGUCGCUGGUGCGUGAGCAGCCGGCAGCGGCACAGCUGGCACCGCCACUCUUCCAGGCCCUGUUGCAGCUGGGCCAGACGCUGAUAACGCCGCCACAGGAUGGCUGUGAUUUUGCGGAUGUGUUGCAGAUAAUGAUAACGCUGGCGGAUGCGGCCCCGGCACGUGGUCACGUGGCGUUGUUCAAUACAACACUGCUGUGGCUGGAGUUGGCCAAGCUGCAGUUGCCGUACAAGCAGCUGCGACACGCCGAAAAUGUGAGCGCCCUGCUCCGGUAUCUCAGCGAGCUGCUGCAGGCCAUCGGUUAUCGGGGCAGUCGACAACAUAUGCCGCCCUGGGAUGAUGAGCUGCAGUCGGACAUCGACGAGCUGUACGAUGAGCUGCAGGAUGAGCAGCAGCAGGAGCAGGACUCAUUGCUCGAUGACUCCGAUGAGGAUACGCUGAACAACAAGCUGUGCACCUUCUCGCAGACCCAAAAGGAGUUCAUGAAUCAGCAUUGGUAUCACUGUCACACCUGCAACAUGAUCAACACCGUCGGCGUUUGUUCCGUCUGCGCCCGCGUCUGUCACAAGGGACACGACGUCAGCUAUGCCAAGUAUGGCAAUUUCUUUUGCGAUUGCGGCGCCAAAGAGGAUGGCUCCUGCCAAGCGCUGAGCCGCCGUCUGCCCACCAACGGUUGCGAUUCACGGGACGGCUAUGUCUCGGCUCAUAUGAGUCUGCUGGCCGCUGGCAGCAAGAAGCGUCAGUCGCCGCCAAACACACAGCUGCGCAAGGAUUCGCUGAGCAAUGAACGCAUUGCGUUGCUCGGCAAACUGCUCGAGCCGCAUCGUGAGGCACUGCAGCAUGCAGACCAAUGGCAGCUCGUCGUUCGCUGCAUUCUCGAGUAUUUCGAUGUGUUGUUGCCGUCGAUACGCGAAAACUGCACCCUCUACUCGAUUGUGGGAUGUCACAAGCGUGCCACCGUCGCGCUGGAGCGACUGCAUCAACUGGAUCAGAGCUUUGAGGUGACGGAUCAGCUGAUGUUUGCCACGCUUGGCUCCCAGGAGGGCGCCUUUGAGAAUGUGCGCAUGAACUACUCGGGCGAUCAAGGCCAGACAAUCAAGCAUCUAAUCUCGUCGGGCGUGGUGCGUCGCGUCGCCUUCUGUUGCCUGUCAUCGCCGCAUGGCAGGCGCCAGCAGCUGGCCGUGUCCCAUGAGAAGGGCAAGGUGACCAUACUGCAGCUGUCGGCGCUGCUCAAACAGGCGGAUGCCUCCAAGCGCAAACUGACGUUGACCCAGUUGAGUUCGGUGCCAAUUGCAUACACUGUACUCUCGCUGGCCGCGAAUCCGUGCAAUGAGGAUUGCUUGGCCGUCUGUGGCUUGAAGGAGUGCCAUGUGCUGACCUUCUCCAGCAGUGGCAGCACAAAUGAACACAUUGUCGUCACUCCCCAGCUGGACAAUGGCAAUUACAUCAAGAAGGCUGUGUGGCUCCCAGGUUCGCAGACGUUGCUCGCCUUGGUCACCUCGGAUUACGUGAAGAUCUAUGAUCUCGCCGUGGACACGUAUAGUCCAAAAUAUUAUUAUCUGGUGGCCGUGGGAAAGAUACGUGAUUGCACAUUUAUGUAUCAGGAGGAUGCAUAUUAUAUGCUCACCUUUGCCAGUAGUGGGUAUAUCUAUUAUCAGACGCUCGACGAACAAAGUCUGGCGAUACACGGUGACUUUUAUGUGACGAAUACGCUCGAGCUGAGCCAUCAUCAUAUCAAGGAUGUGAAUGGUCAGGUGGGCGGCGGUGGUGUCUCCAUUUACUACUCCCAUGCACUGCAGCUGCUGUUCUACAGUUAUGCAUCGGGUCGCAGUUUCUUCUCGUCGCUGACCAACGUGAAUCAGGGUGUGAAAGGCAUUUAUCAUCUGGACACCAGUUCGGCGGUGAGCAAAUCCAAGGAGGGACCUCUCCAGCCACUAGUACAAUGGACCGAAGUCGCUGGCCAUCCGGGUCUAAUCUAUGCCAAUAUGCAGACAUCGAAUAAUCCCAUAAUAUUGAUGCUGACACCGGAAUUGAUUUUCAUGCAGGAGAUCAAGGCACAGUCGGCCAAGUCACGCAUCAUGGACGUGGUGGGCAUACGGCAUUCAGUUGCCGGCACCGAGAAGACAACGCUGCUGCUACUCUGCGAGGAUGGCAGUUUGCGUAUAUUCUCCGCCCAGCCGGAACACACCAGUUUCUGGCUAUCGCCACGCGUUCAACCGCUGGGCAAUCAAUUGUACUCGGCCACAUUGCUGGCGAAGAGUGGCAGCAGUGCCUCCGUCAGUCCCAAGUCGUUGAGUAAGCCCAACAAGCUGCCACGCAAAGCGGCCGCACUGCAAAAACAACUGACAUCCAAUGGUCUGCCAGUGUUUCCCAUCGAUUUCUUCGAGCAUUGCAAUGUGCUGGCGGAUGUAGAAUUCGGUGGCAAUGAUCUGCUCCAGAUCUAUAAUAAACAAAAGCUGAAGACACGUCUCUUUUCCACGGGCAUGUUUGUGGCGAGCACACGCGCCAAUGGCUUCACCCUGGAGGUGCUCAACAAUGAUCCGAAUGUCGUCAUGGUUGGCAUACGCGUGCUGCUCGGCACACAGGAUACGCAGCGUGCUCCCCAAUCCGUUAGCAUAUUGGGACGCACAAUUCCAACGCCAGUGCGACGUGCUCGCUGGUUCGAUAUACCCCUAACCCGUGACGAGAUGCUCCAGUCGGAUAAGUUGCUCAAGGUGUGCUUUGCCAAAUCACAGGAUCCGGAGAAUGUAACGCUGCUCGACUGCAUCGAAGUGUAUGGCAAGUCGAAGGAGCUUGUCGGUUGGCCCGAUGACAGCGAGGAGUUGCCCACGUCAGCAAACGUGGCCAAUGCAGCCACAGCAACUGUUUCCCCGGCAAGUGCAGCGAAUUUCGGUGAGGGUUUCAAUAGCAUUACCCAGCUGGAUCGCAUGUGCACCCAUCUGCUCGAGGUGCUCGAUUGUGCACUGAAUUUACUUGGCAAUGGUGGCGCUGUCGCCGCUGCCAUGCGCCAGAAGGCAGUGAAGACGGCCAGCGCUCUGCUCCUGCUGCCCACACCCAAUCCCGUGCAGACGCAGGCACGUUACGUGCUGGCCACAAUGUAUGGCAGUCGUGGCGCCUAUCAUAGCUACAAGGAUAGCGUUCUGCUGCAAUUUGUACAUGGUGAAUUGCAGGCGAUGCAACCGAAACUCACCCAGCUGGACACACUGCAGGACAUCGAUCCGGAAGCGUUUUAUCGUCUCAUUUUACUUGUGCGUGGCAUUGCCAAUGCACGUCCACAAUCGCUGGCCAAGAUUUGUGCCGAAUGCAAUUAUGAUAUUGUGCCGGCGCUCAUGGCCAUGGUGCUGGAGCUGCACAAGGUGACGCCCGCGUUGGAUGAGCCCACAAACAUUGUGCGUCGCGGCCUGUGCCAGACCGAAACGAUUGUCCAUUGUCUGGUGGAGAUUAUGUAUGGCUUUGCCUUGGCCGAUGCCAGCCAAGUGGGCCGCAUGACCAAGUACUUUAUUGAGCUGCUCAAGCAUGACGCCAGCGUGAUUAGUCAUAGCGCCAAGGAGGCCCUCAUCCUUCUGCUCAGUCCGCGCAUCAAGCGGCACAAGGUGGCCAUCGUGACCACACCGCCCGCAUGCUCCACGCCCACCCCAUCCACAUCGGCCAUCAACACGAGCAAUUUGAGUGCACUCCAGGGUGCUGCUUCACAGGCCGCCAGCGAUAUUAUUGAGGAGGCUGCUGCAGCAGCGGUUGAUGCAGCCGCCGCUGGUGUUGGUGUUGGUGCCGGUGGCGCUGACGCACUGCUCGAAGCGGAGGCAGGCGUAAAUCAGGCGCAGCAGCAACUGCUGAAUCUGGAAGCGUUCAUGGGUGGCGGCUUUCCACGGCUGCUCGGCCUGCCCGAGGAUGCAGAUGAUGAGGCCAUCAUGGAUAUUGCCAUUGCGCUCAGUCUGCAGCAGCAUAGCGGAGAUGCAAAUGCACUGCAAUCCCUGCAACAAGGAUUGGCCAAUUUACAGGGUAUACGUAUGGCUGCAGCUGCCACUGCUAAUAAUGCGGCUGUAAGUGGCGGCGAUGCGACCGGCUCCGAUGAUGAUGAGGGAUCCAAUGUGGCCACAGAUGGCUCAACGCUGCGCACUUCACCCGCUGAACAGGCGGGCAGCGGUGGCUCCGAGAGCGGUGGCAGCGGUGUCGAGAGUAUUGGUGGCACCUCCGCCCGCAGCAGCAAUUUCGGUGAUCAUGCAAAUGCCUCACCGCCCCGUCAGAGCAAGGAUCAGGAACAGGAACAGGAGCAGCCGGGCACGAGCAGCAGCUGUGUCGCUGCGCUCAGCGCAAUGAGCAGCACCGAGGACAUUGAGAUCAAUGAGGAUGAGAAGCUGAGCAAACUGCACGAUCUGAGAAUUGCCGUGCUGGAGAGCAUCAUUGCGCAUCUGGACACAUUUGAUCUGUGCAACGGCUUGCAAGCUAUACCCCUGAUUCAGGUCAUACUAAUGCUGACCACCGAUCUAAAUGGCAACAAUGAACGGGAUCAGGAAGUGCUCCAAGAACUGCUCGCCGCUCUAGUCGAAUAUGUGGAGAUUGGUCAACGUGGCGCAGCUGCCAGGAUGGAAAACAAGUGCCCCAUCAAUGAGGUGCGCCUGGCACUGCUCUCCCUGUUUGGCGUUAUGAUGGGCAAGACCAAGUCAAAGCAGACUGGCACCACAUCGCCACCGCAUCAGUUCAAGGACAACAGCUCGUUUGUGGCCAGCACCACGGCGAAUGUGCUGAGCAAGUGUGGCGCCUUUGUCUAUGCAUUGGAGUCGCUCAACAUGCUGCUCGUCCACUGGAAGCAAGUGCUUGGCGAUCCCUACGCUGCUGGCGGCACUGGCGGCGUCCAGCCAUCCAAUGUGGCCGGCAACGGAACAGCAGAUCAACUCCUAAAACCUAUCAAGCAUGGCCCUAAACCGGAUAUAUCGAUACUGAUACCGCAUAACUAUUUGAAAAACUAUCCGGAUAUUUUUGAAUCGUAUGACGGCCUGCUCACCGAGAUCAUUGUGCGUCUACCGUAUCAGAUUUUGCGGCUGAGCAGCGCUCACCCGGACAACUAUGACAGUGGCUUCUGUGAGGCGAUGACCUUCACCCUGUGCGAGUACAUGAUGCUCAAUCUGAAUGCGCUGCUGCGGCGCCAGGUGCGCAAGCUGCUCAUGUACAUCUGCGGCAGCAAGGAGAAGUUCCGCAUGUAUCGUGACGGGCAUUCACUGGACGCACACUUCCGCGUCGUCAAGCGUGUCUGCAGCAUUGUCAGCACCAAGAGCGGCGCUCCUUACAAUUCAAAUCCGCCAAUGCUGAGCUACGAUGCGCUCGUAGAGCUCACUGAGCAUCUGCGCACCUGCCAGGAGAUCAGCCAGAUGCGCACGGGCAAUUGGCAAAAGUUCUGUGUGGUGCACGAGGAUGCGUUGGCCAUGCUAAUGGAGAUUGCCUGCUAUCAGCUGGACGAUGGUGUCUCACCCAUCAUUAUACAGCUGCUGCAGGCGGCUGUUUGCAAUUUGCCACAGCCCAUUUCGGGGGGUCUCAAGCAGCAGCAGCAGCAACUGCCGCAAGCCUCGUCGAGCAGCAAAAUGCGCAGCGAGCGCGAGAAGAGCGAGGAUACGGAUACCGCAUACUACUCCAAAUUUGAUCCGGCACAGUGCAGCACAUUUGUGCAUCAGAUCUUUCGGUAUGCGAGCGAUGCGCUCAUCAUACGCUUCGUGCGCAUCUUUCUGCUGGAGAACAAUGCCAGUCAGCUGCGCUGGCAGGCGCACUCAUUCAUGACCGGUCUCUUCGAGCACGCCAACGAACGGCAACGCGAGAAGCUGUUGAGCAUCUUCUGGAAUCUGUGGCCACUGGUGCCCAGCUAUGGUCGUCGCACCGCCCAAUUUGUUGAUCUGCUCGGCUAUCUAACGCUGAGCACGCGCAGCACCACCGAUCGUCUGCCCGAGUUUGUCUCGCGGGCCGUUGAAGUGCUGCGCCAGCAAAACGAGCUACUCUGCAAGCAUCCCAAUGCACCCAUCUAUACCACACUGGAGUCCAUACUGCAGGUUAAUGGCUAUUAUCUGGAAUCGGAACCGUGUCUGGUGUGCAACAAUCCAGAGGUGCCGAUGGCAAACAUAAAGCUGCCCUCGGUCAAGUCCGACUCAAAGUAUACGACAACCACAAUGAUCUACAAGCUGGUGCAGUGUCACACCAUCUCCAAGCUAAUCGUACGCAUUGCGGAUCUCAAGCGCUCCAAAAUGGUGCGCACUAUCAAUGUUUACUACAACAAUCGCAGCGUGCAAGCAGUUGUCGAACUGAAGAAUCGUCCGGCACUGUGGCAUAAGGCACGCACCGUCUCCCUGCAGUCGGGACAGACUGAGCUGAAGAUUGACUUCCCGCUUCCGAUUACUGCAUGCAAUCUGAUGAUUGAGUUCGCUGACUUCUACGAGACGGUCAGCGGCAGCAGUGAGAAUUUGCAGUGUCCACGCUGCAGUGCAGCGGUGCCCGCAUAUCCGGGCGUUUGUGGCAAUUGUGGCGAGAAUGUGUUCCAAUGCCACAAGUGCCGGGCCAUCAACUACGACGAAAAGGAUCCGUUCCUGUGCCACUCGUGCGGCUUCUGCAAAUAUGCCAAAUUUGAUUUUAGCAUGUAUGCACGAGUUUGUUGCGCCGUCGAUCCCAUUGAGUCUGCCGAGGAUCGGGCCAAGACUGUCCAGCUGAUACACAGCUCGCUGGAGCGUGCCGAUCGCAUCUACCGCCAGCUGUUGACUAAUAAGCAAAUGCUCGAGCUGCUCAUCCAAAAGGUGGCCGAGCAUCGCAGCAGCGAUCGCCUCGUCGAGGAUAAUAUGGGCAGUGUGCACAGCACCUCGCAGGUGAACAAGAUCAUCCAGCUGCUCGCCCAGAAGUACUGCGUCGAAUCGCGCACCAGCUUCGAGGAACUCAGCAAGAUUGUGCAAAAAGUCAAGGCAUGCCGCAGUGAACUGGUUGCCUACGAUCGUCAGCAGCAGGAUCAGCCGGCAGUUUCGAGCUCAGGUUCGGGCGCUGAGUCAAGUCUGACCACAAAUCGUUGCUAUGGCUGCGCCUUGGCCUCCACCGAACAGUGUCUGACGCUGUUGCGUGCCAUGGCCUAUAACUAUGAUUGUCGCGUUGGCCUCUACAGUCAGGGCCUGGUCAGCGAGCUGGCCGAGCACAAUUUGCGACGUGGCACACCCCAAAUCCAGGAGGAGGUGCGCAAUCUUCUGGUGGUCCUGACCAAGGACAAUGCCGAGGCCUGCAUGCAUCUGCUGCAACUGGUGACGACCCGUGUCAAGAAUGCGCUUAUGGGCGCCAUACCCCUAAUCAGUCUGGAGGCGGCUGUGCAUCAGGAGAUGAUGCUGCUCGAAGUGUUGCUCGGUCAGGAUGAUGUCUGCUGGGAGUUCAAGCUGAAGGUCAUCUUUGAACUGUUUAUCAGCAAUUGUCGUUUGCCACGUGGUCCGGUUACAUCGGUGCUGCAUCCUUGUCUGCGCAUCAUGCAGAAUCUCAUGAGUCCUGCACUGCCAGCUAACAAAAAUAACAAUCUACAACAGCAGCAGCAGUCGCAAUCGCAGCAGCAGCAGCAACAAUCGCAACCACAAUCAGCGCAGCAGCAGCAGCAGCAACAGCAGCAGCAGCAGCCAUUGGGUCCGACGGAAUUGUACAGCGUGAAGCUGGUCGAGGGGAAUACCAUCGACUAUCGCGCCUGGCUCAACUCGGAUCGUAAUCACGAGUACAGCGCUUGGAGCAGUCGCAUGCCCACCAAUAAAUAUCAGCGUCAGGAUGGCGGCAAACAACGCAACAGCAACAGCAGUGGCAAGCAACAGCAAUCUGGCGAUGUGCCCGCCAAGGGUGGACGGCGUGGAGAUGUGCACUCCACAUAUUUGGCCGAGAAGUAUGGUCUGCGCUGGCGUCAUCUGGUGUUGGACAAGGAGAGGGUGAUUAAGCCGCUGGUGUUCAAUGCCAAAUGGAUACAGCCCUUGCUGUUCAAUGCCAACUCGAGAUUUGGACGCCAAUUGGCGUGCUCGCUGCUCAGUGGCCUGUGCCGCACCAGCGAAAGGAAGCAGCAAGCGCUCAACAUGCUCACCGACUUCCUGCGCCAUGUGGGCGAGGCGGGUGAGGCGAGUGCCGAGUUCCUGACCCUCUACAGGAGUGUGGCCACAGAGACGCCUUGGCUGCAAUAUCUGGUGUUGCGUGGUGUGCUCGGCGAGAUCUCGCAACUGUUGGCUGUGGAAAUUGGUAAAAUUCAUCGCAUGGAGGAGCAUUCAUUGUCCUCGGAUCUAUCGCUCGGCUAUGCGUUGCGUCAAUAUGUGGAAUUGCUGUGGCUAUUCCUCGAGUGCCCCAACAUACGACGCACGUACAAGACACGUCUCCUGGGACCCGUCCUGCAGAGCUAUCUGGCGUUGCGUAGCCUGGUCGUGCAGCGCACCCGUCUCAUCGAUGAUGCGCAGGAGAAGCUGCUCGAAAUGCUCGAGGAGAUGACCAGCGGCACCGAGGAGGAGACGCGUGCCUUUAUGGAGAUUCUCAUCGAUACCGUGGAGAAGACGCGCAUGAAUGACAUUAAGACACCUGUCUUCAUAUUUGAGCGCCUGUACUCCAUCAUUCAUCCGGAGGAGCAUGAUGAGAGCGAGUUCUAUAUGACGCUGGAGAAGGAUCCGCAGCAGGAGGACUUCCUGCAGGGUCGCAUGCUCGGCAAUCCGUAUCCCUCCAGCGAGGUGGGACUCGGUCCCCUAAUGCGCGAUGUGAAGAACAAAAUCUGCACAGACUGUGAACUGAUUGCACUGCUCGAGGAUGACAAUGGCAUGGAACUGCUGGUGAACAAUAAGAUUAUCAGUCUGGAUCUGCCCGUCAAGGAUGUGUACAAGAAGGUGUGGCUAGCCGAAGGUGGCGAUCGAGAUGCCAUGCGCAUUGUGUAUCGCAUGCGCGGUUUGCUGGGCGAUGCCACCGAGGAGUUUGUGGAGACGCUGAACAACAAGAGCCAGGAGCAGGUCGAUACGGAGCAACUGUAUCGCAUGGCCAAUGUCCUGGCCGAUUGCAAUGGACUGCGUGUGAUGCUCGAACGGAUUGGCAGCCUGCAGCGCAUCUCGCGACAGCGUGAACUCAUCCAAGUGCUGCUCAAGCUGUUCCUCAUCUGUGUGAAGGUGCGUCGCUGCCAAGAAGUGCUCUGCCGCCCCGAAAUUGGCGCCAUCAAUACGCUGCUCAAGGUGCUGCAGAUGUGCCUGCAAUCCGAGAACGAUUCCAUACAAUCGGCCGUCACCGAGCAGCUGCUCGAGAUUAUGGAGACCAUACUCUCGAAGGCGGCCAGCGACACCCUCGACUCGUUCUUGCAGUUCUCGUUGACCUUCGGUGGUCCCGAAUAUGUCAGCGCUCUGAUCUCGUGCACCGAUUGCCCCAAUGUGCGCAACAAUCCAUCUGUGCUGCGUCAUCUCAUUCGUGUCCUUGCCGCGCUCGUCUACGGCAACGAAGUCAAAAUGGCGCUGCUCUGUGAACACUUUAAGCACACCCUGGACUUUGAUCGCUUUGACAAUGAGCGCACCACCGAGGAGGAAUUCAAGUUGGAACUGUUCUGUGUGCUAACCAAUCAAAUUGAGCACAAUUGCAUUGGUGGCACACUCAAGGAUUACAUUGUCAGCCUGGGCAUUGUGGAGCGCGCACUUACCUAUAUAACGGAGCAUGCGCCGUGCGUGAAACCGACACUCCUCCGCACCGACUCCGAUGAACUGAAGGAGUUCAUUUCGCGACCGAGCUUGAAGUACAUUUUGCGCUUCCUCACCGGUUUGGCCAAUUAUCAUGAGGCCACCCAGCUGGCCAUUAGCAAGGAUAUAAUACCGAUUAUACACAGGCUGGAGCAGGUAUCCAGCGAUGAGCAUGUCGGCAGUCUGGCCGAGAAUCUGCUCGAGGCACUCAGCACAGAUGCGGCGACAGCAUCUCGGGUCCAGCAGGUGCGCGACUUUACGCGCGCCGAAAAGAAACGCCUGGCGAUGGCGACGCGUGAGAAGCAACUGGACGCACUGGGCAUGCGCACCAACGAGAAGGGACAAGUGACAGCCAAGGGCUCCAUACUGCAAAAGAUCGAGAAACUGCGCGACGAGACGGGCCUCACCUGUUUCAUUUGCCGCGAGGGCUACGCCUGCCAACCGGAGAAGGUGCUCGGCAUCUAUACGUUCACCAAGCGCUGCAAUGUCGAGGAAUUUGAGUUGAAGUCACGCAAAACGAUUGGCUACACCACCGUCACCCACUUUAAUGUGGUGCACGUCGAAUGUCACACAUCCGCCAUACGCCUGACGCGUGGUCGCGACGAAUGGGAACGCGCCAGCCUGCAGAACGCGAAUACCCGUUGCAAUGGUCUCUUACCCCUCUGGGGCCCCGCUGUUGGUGAGGCUGCCUUCUCCGGCUGCAUGACCCGACACAGCAGCUACAUGCAGGAGAGCACUCAGCGCUGCGACAUCUCGUAUACGAGCAGUGUGCACGAUCUGAAACUGUUGCUGGUUCGUUUCGCCUGGGAGCGUAGCUUCCACGAUGAUGCCGGCGGCGGUGGUCCACAAUCCAAUAUGCACUUUGUGCCCUACCUGCUCUUCUAUGCGGUCUAUUUGCUGCUCUCGUCACGCUCCGCCGCACGGGAUAGCAAAACACUGCUCAACUAUCUGACGGCAGCGCCGUCGGACAAAUGGCUCGAAUGUGGCUACGAGGUGGAUGGACCACUGUACAUGCUAACCAUAUCGCUGUCGCUGCACAGUCGCGAGCUGUGGAACAAGCAUAAGUUGGCGCAUUUGAAGCGUCUGCUGGCGGUGGCACAGGCGCGUCACGUCUCCCCCUCGGUGCUGUGCAAGGCGCUGCUGUCUCCGGCGGAUCGUCAGACCAAGGAGUAUGGCGUUUAUAAGCCGUUCCUUAUGAUGUGGUCACUGGUCGAUUUGAUCUACAAUUCGCUGUUCAAGACGGUCAGCACGCCCAAGGAGGAGGAUUGGCCAGCUUCACUAUUUGAAUUUAUACGCAAGAAUGAUGAGGUGAUGCUCAAGUCGACGGAUAACAUCCUGCAAACGUUGACCGAUGAGUUUUUGCCGUGCACCUCAUUCGCCGAGUUCUGCGAUGUGGCUGGCUUGCUAAAUCAGAUCGAGCAACCGGAUAGCUUCAUUGACGACGUACUCGCCGCGUUGCCCAGCACUACAUCAAGCUCUAGUUAAUUUCAUGGCAGAAGAUUUCAUCAUAUUUAACAAUGGAAUACACAGACACACACGUAACUAAACAUUAACCAGCGAUCGCUGUAGUUCGCUUAUAAGCGUAUUAAUAUACUUAUAUACAUAUAUAUAUAUUUAUCACCGUAACUGUUUAAUCAAUAAAAUUAUUCGUUUGCACAAUGA